CAACAACUCAACGUUCACGGCUUCAAUUUGUUGCUGCGUUUGAUUUGCUCUUCUCUGCGUUCUCGUUCAUCUCUGCUCAGAUUCAGAUCUUCAGUCUCCUUCAUCCAUCGGCGUCAUCCUCUGUUCUGCUUUCUACCGACCUGCGGAUUCCUCUGUGCUCGAUUCUGGAAAAAUUCUUGAGGUAUUGAUGGACCAAUGUACUUAUUAGCCACAUAUAUGUACUGAAACAUGAAUGAAAUACAAGUGAGAUAUCAAAGCAAAUAGAUUUCUAUAAAGCAAGUGAACUGAAAAACAUGCCGGUAAGAAUUCUACUUUGUGUUGACUGUAUUUCUCUCGGAUUGCGUGUAAAUUAGAAGCAUGGGCGCUAUAUUGUUAAAUUAUGCAAAAAAAAAAAUUUUUUUAUCGCAAAUUGUUUCCGAUUCCCUUAUCGCAACGCUCUUCGGCUCUAUCUCUUCCUCUAACCCAUACAUUGAUCUACUUGACUUUUUGGUAGGAAUAAAUGGAAAAUUGUUAUUCGUGAAGCAAUAUACUUGGUUUUUAGCAGAAUGUUCGAUGAUGUUGAGCAAAAAUCGUAGCCAAUUGAUAUUUGUUACAGUGAGAUGCUACUCCAGGGUUCGCCCUCCACGACCCAUUACGGAUGAACCUGUAAUCAGAGUGUCCAACAACAUUGCACGCCUUGAUGCUCCAAAAGAAGGUCCGAAACCCAGGCAGCUUCUCUCAUUGCCUCCUUUCCCACCUCACUCUUUGCCUGGUAAGAACUCAAUCACUGCUUCAGGGCAGCCUGGUCAUACAACUGCUAUCAGUUGGGUGAAGUACUACUUCAAGGGAAUGUGGAAUUCUGUCAUUGAGUCCCAUUUCAGGGAUGGUCUUGUCAAGAUGGAAGACCCAGUUUCUGAUAAACCUUUCACUCAAAAUGAAGGGCAGAAAGCUAUGAGGAAGAUUAAACAUAAUGAAGUGAUGGAGCCUGGGGCAAGAAUUCAUGUCCCUGUAUCGGUUGCUGAGACUAGGAUUUCUAAAAGAUAUGACACAAUACCUAGUGGAACAUUAUAUCCAAAUGCUGAUGAAAUUAGGUAUCUGCAGAGGCUUGUGAUUUACAAGGAUUCUGCCAUAAUUGUACUAAAUAAACCUCCAAAAUUGCCUGUUAAGGGAAAUCUGCCAAUUCAUAAUAGCAUGGAUGCAUUGGCAGCUGCAGCGCUUUCCUAUGAUUAUAAUGAGGGUCCUAAGUUGGUUCACCGUCUUGACAGAGAGACCAGUGGCAUCCAUUUGUUAGGAAGAACAGAAGAUAGCAUAGAACACCUUCAGUGGCUGUUCAGUAACAUAAACCAGGCAAAAUCUUCUAAUAAGGCUUGGAAUGAUGCAUGUGAAGCUACAUAUCAGAGGUAUUGGGCAUUGGUCAUUGGCACUCCUAAAGAGAGAGAAGGCUUAAUUUGUGCCCCUCUUUCAAAGGUUCUUCUAGAUGAUGGGAAGACAGAGAGAGUAGUACUAGCCCACCAGUCUGGUAUUGAACCUCAUCAAGAAGCUAUAACUGAGUAUCGGGUUCUUGGUCCGAAGAUAAAUGGUUGCUCCUGGAUUGAGCUACGUCCACUUACUUACCGGAAACAUCAGUUGCGAGUUCAUUGUGCUGAAGCACUUGGCACACCCAUAGUUGGCGACUACAAGUAUGGCUGGUUCGUGCACAACCGAUGGAAACAGAUGCCUCGAGUCGACAUUGAGCCAAUGUCUGGACAGCCAUACAAGUUGAGGAGGCCGGAAGGCCUGGAGGUUCAGAAGGGAAGUGUUCUGUCAAAGGUUCCAUUGUUGCAUCUUCACUGCAGAGAACUGGUACUGCCCAAUAUUUCGAAGUUUUUGCGUGUUUCGAAGAGAUCACAAGAAUUGAGCCCUUCACGUCUUAAUAGCUUGAAUCCUGAUGUUAUUCGGUUUGUGGCAACAAUGCCCUCUCAUAUGAGGAUCAGUUGGAAUGUAAUGUCAUCUUAUUUGGUUUAAGGACUAGUUUCUCUCGAAGUGUCAUUCAUUUUUUAUGACAUGUACCUUGAAUAGUUAGGCUGUUGACGCUUUGACAGCAUAAUCUAGAUUAUCAUCAUUUUGUGAUGUACAUUAUUAAGAGAAAUAAUAGUGCAGGUUAAUUUAUUCUUUCGA
Molecule: messenger RNA, 2136 nt
Organism: Prosopis cineraria
Lineage: Eukaryota; Viridiplantae; Streptophyta; Magnoliopsida; Fabales; Fabaceae
Product: RNA pseudouridine synthase 3, mitochondrial
Exons: 10
Coding region: 358-1983 (541 amino acids)
Biological process (GO): pseudouridine synthesis
Molecular function (GO): RNA binding; pseudouridine synthase activity
Source: RefSeq, a predicted model, not a curated record